Daldinia caldariorum is the source of this 609-nucleotide messenger RNA. Its product is annotated as ABC-2 type transporter. The annotation marks the transcript as partial. The transcript is spliced from 2 exons. NCBI's taxonomy places the organism in Eukaryota, Fungi, Ascomycota, Sordariomycetes, Xylariales, Hypoxylaceae. Gene Ontology annotation, cellular component: membrane. Gene Ontology annotation, molecular function: ABC-type transporter activity. The record is from RefSeq and is a predicted model, not a curated record.
CCUGCGAACAUCUACGUAUCCACUACCGAUUACUUGGCAAGUUCUGACGUGUUUACGGAGAGCAUUUCCAAGGAUGAAAAAAAUAUAGCCACCGACAUAUCUACAGUCAUUGCCAACACCAUACUGGGUAUCAUAAUGGGCAGCCUAUUCUUCAAUAUGAGCGAGGAUGCGGAUAACCUACAGCAGAGAUCCCUGCUUAUCUUCGUUGCACUAAUGGUAAAUGCCUUCGUCCCGGGCCAGGAGGUUAUAGUGAUGUGGGCCCAGCGGCCUAUUGUCGAGAAACAAGGUCGCUAUGCCUUCUACCAUCCGUUCACUGAAAGACUGGCCUCCUUAAUCAACGACUUGCCUGUCAAGAUUGCUAUAUCUUUCAGCAUACACCUCCCCAUCUACUUUAUGGCAAACCUUCGCCAAACUGCAGCAGCGUUUUUUGUGUACUGGCUGUUUAUGUUCGUUAAUCUCAUCACUAUGUCGAUGCUCUUUCGGAUGAUUGGGUCAAUCACGCGGACACGGGAGCAGACUACCGUGCCCGUCUCCGCUAUAGUACUGCUAUGUAUCAUCUAUACGGGUUUUAUUGUGCCGCCAGACUACAUGGUUCCAUGGCUUAGCUAG